ACGGGGCAAAAAGGCUAACUGUUACUGCCAGAGCUUAACACUGCAUGCCUUUUUGUUCCGGUUAUAAUGAGACAUGUUUCUUUUACAAGAAGUGAACGAAGGUAUGACUGUAUUAUAAUAGUUAAAGAAUCAUGACAGGAAUAAUAAAUAAAUAAAUGGCAAGAUCAGUGCAUACAUUUUAUUUACAUUUAAAACUAAAGAAAUAAUAAUAUAGCAAAAUAUAAAAUUUUUACUAUUUAAAAUGCUUAAACAUUUUACAGUGAGCCCUUUCUAUUGUUUGUUUGUUUGUUUUAUACACAUAAAAAAAAUCUGUUAUUUACACACUAUGUCACUUUAAGAAGUAACUUUACUCUAAUAAUAAAUAAAACUGGAAUAACAACUGCAAAAAAUACCAGCAUCUGACACGGAAGCUGAAGGGUUAAGGGUAAAGUGAACUGAAUUGUAAGAAGUUGGUUUCCAGGGGAACUAUUCUUACUGUUCCAGCUGAGUUGGGCUAAACCACUUUGCUUUCGAAAAGGGGGGCGACAAACACCCACAACACGAAUUUCUUUCAUUACAGUUUAGAGGAAAACAGAACACGGACGAAGACAAUAACUACAAACAUGUGCGGUCCUGUUUUAUAAGUUACAGUCUGUUCUUAAACAAUUUGCGGGGGUUUGACGGGUUUAAAUAUGCGCGUCUUCCCCGCAGCCGCUCUGUGCUGGCGGCCCUGCCAAGUCAGUUUGAAAAGAUCAGACAAAGGCAGCAGGAAGCCCCUCGGCUUGGCAAUGAGUGCGAGCGGAGCACAAACGCGAAACGAAACCUCACUCUUUUAUCUGAUAGCGGACUGAAUUUAUUUUCUCCCGAGGUUUGUGGCAGUUUUAGACAUCUUUUGAAAAUGUACGACCGUCUGGAUCCCCGGGUCGAGCGAAGACUAUUAUCAAAGCGCCAAACGGGCAGCAGCGCUGCCUGACCGCCGAUCGCUGUCGGUCUGAAUCGGAUCAAGCGUCUUUUGGGGGCAUUUUUUUGCUUUUGAAUCCUUCCUACACCGCUGAAAGGAUCACUCGGGACGGAGAGUUGUCGAUUUACACAGUUAAAUGUAAAAGGAAAAGCUUGAGGAGCUUUCUAAAAGCCUUUUUUCUCUCCUGAGGGGACUACGAGCCGCGACGGUGACCGUUGGUGGGGGUUUACCGCCGUUUGUUUUCUUGAGCGCGUUUGGAAGAUGGAGACGCACAUCUCGUGUCUCUUCCCAGAGAUUUUAGCCAUGAUUUUCAGCUACUUGGACGUGAGGGACAAAGGCAGAGUGGCCCAAGUGUGCACGGCGUGGAGGGACGCAUCCUACCACAAGUCCGUGUGGAGGGGGGUGGAAGCCAAGCUGCAUCUGAGGCGAGCGAAUCCGUCCCUGUUCCCCAGCCUCCAGGCGCGGGGCAUCCGGCGCGUUCAGAUCCUCAGCCUGCGGCGCAGCCUCAGCUACGUGAUCCAGGGGAUGCCCAACAUCGAGAGCUUGAAUCUGAGUGGCUGCUAUAACUUAACGGAUAACGGCCUGGGGCACGCGUUCGUGCAGGAGAUCCCUUCCCUGAGGGUGCUCAAUCUGAGCCUUUGCAAGCAGAUCACGGACUCCAGUUUGGGCAGAAUAGCGCAGUAUCUGAAAAACUUGGAGGUGCUGGAACUGGGCGGCUGCAGUAACAUCACGAACACGGGCUUGUUGCUCAUUGCGUGGGGUUUGCACAGACUCAAAAGUCUUAAUCUGAGGAGCUGCCGGCAUGUGUCGGAUGUGGGCAUAGGGCACUUGGCUGGCAUGACCCGGAGCGCGGCGGAGGGCUGCCUCAGUCUGGAAUACCUGACCUUGCAGGAUUGCCAGAAGUUGACGGACUUGUCCCUCAAGCACAUUUCGAAAGGCCUGACCAAGCUCAAAGUGCUCAACCUGAGUUUCUGCGGGGGCAUCUCGGAUGCUGGCAUGAUCCACCUCUCUCACAUGACGAGCCUGUGGAGCCUUAAUCUGCGCUCGUGCGACAACAUAAGCGACACGGGCAUCAUGCACCUCGCCAUGGGCACGUUGAGACUCUCUGGACUCGACGUGUCGUUUUGCGACAAGAUAGGCGACCAGAGCCUGGCUUAUAUCGCGCAGGGCCUGUACCAGCUCAAGUCGCUGUCGCUGUGCUCGUGCCACAUCAGUGACGAUGGCAUCAACAGGAUGGUGCGCCAAAUGCACGAGUUGAGGACGCUGAACAUCGGCCAGUGCGUGAGGAUUACAGACAAAGGACUGGAGCUGAUCGCAGACCACUUGACGCAACUGACCGGCAUCGAUCUGUAUGGAUGUACGAAAAUCACUAAGAGGGGACUGGAGAGGAUCACGCAGCUCCCCUGCCUUAAAGUUUUGAACCUGGGCCUUUGGCAGAUGACUGAAAGUGAGAAAGUGAGGUGAAACUUGGGGGGUUUUUGAAGGAAGGGAG
Molecule: messenger RNA, 2432 nt
Organism: Onychostoma macrolepis
Lineage: Eukaryota; Metazoa; Chordata; Actinopteri; Cypriniformes; Cyprinidae
Gene: fbxl14b
Product: F-box and leucine-rich repeat protein 14b
Exons: 1
Coding region: 1202-2404 (400 amino acids)
Biological process (GO): SCF-dependent proteasomal ubiquitin-dependent protein catabolic process
Cellular component (GO): SCF ubiquitin ligase complex
Molecular function (GO): protein binding
Source: RefSeq, a predicted model, not a curated record